AUGUAUCUUCUUCUGCGGCAGAUCCGGGCGUUGAUGGUCAAGAAUCUCCUUCUCGUUGUUGUCCGUCCUUGCGUGACGACCCCUCUGAGGGCUUUAAUAUUGCCUAUCGUUUACAUAGCUUUCGUAGGUUACGCAAGAUUCCUGUUCACGCAGCCAUCCGUCUAUGGAAUCGGCGAGCCAAAACCCCUCCAUCCCUUCGUGGAUGCCUCCAAUGGCAGAGAUAAGUUGGUAUUUGUCAACAAUGGCUUCGUGGGAGGCUAUGUCGAACAGGUGAUUUCCACCAUCGCAGAGCCCGCUAAACUGCGAGGAGACGAUGUGCGCAUCCUGGCCUCGGAGAGUGAUCUGAGAGAUAUCUGCCGAAGCAAUUUGCGCGGUGUCUCUUCUUGCCUGGCUGCUGCUGUCUUCCAUUCCUCGCCAAAUGAAGGUCUCGGAGGAAUAUGGAACUACACAAUCAGGGCAGAUGCAGAGCUGGGCUCACGGCUCGACGUGCAUGGGAGCAAUACCGACGAGGCAAAAUACCUUUUUCCUUUUCAACAUUCCAUUGACUGGGCCAUAGCUCAGGUCAAUCGCACAAUUGACGCGAGUGCUUUUCCCAGUGAGGUAACGGAAUACGCGUUUACAUCGUUGACUCAGGAACAACGUGACGAUAGGCUUCGAGAAGGCUAUAUGGAUACCAUAAUCCAUAUUCUAGGCGUCGCUAUCUUCGUUGGGUUGAUCGGUGUCACAUAUCAGCUCACCGGAUUGAUUGCGAUGGAGCGCGAGCUGGGCAUGAGCCAGUUGAUAGACUGUAUGAUGCCAAAUAUCUCACGCUGGCAGCCCCAGGCUGCCCGAUUUAUCGCUGCCCAUUUGGCCCUGGAUCUUGUGUAUGGCCCUGGAUGGGUAAUCACGGGUGCGAUCCUGAAAGCUGGCGCGUUCAACAAAACACCAGCGGGAAUUGUCAUCAUCAAUAAUCUCUUAACUGGUCUUGCGCUCUCGUCGUUUUCGAUAUUCGGGGCGUCCUUCUUCAAGAAAGCGGAGCUCAGCGGUAUUUCUGCUGUUAUUGCCUGCUUGCUUCUAGGGAUCGUAGCACAGCUGGUUCCUGUAACUGCGAACGGUAAUGUGAUUAUCCUUAGCCUCCUCUUUCCCCCGAUGAACCACGUCUACUUCACCAUCUUCAUGGCCAGAUGGGAAAGGCAUGAUCGCCCGACUAACUUGGUAAAUUCUGCCCCUGAAAGCCCAUGGACCGUCCCGGGAAUAGUUCUGUGGUUGUUCCUCGUUGUGCAGAUCUUCGUGUAUCCUAUACUUGGUGCUUUAGUCGAGCGUGCGUUGUAUGGGACUGCCUCAAGGGGCCUCAUUGCCGCAAGGACAAAUGCUCCCUCAGCUGUCACCCUUGACCGUGUCAGCAAGUCGUACCAGCCAAGUUGGUUCUACAGAAAAGUAGCCAGGCUCUUUGGCGAAAAUUGCCAGAGCGUUCUAGCAGUCAACGGUCUUUCGCUGGAUAUCGUGAAGGGACAAAUAAUGAUCCUUCUUGGAGCAAAUGGAUCGGGCAAAUCAACAACGCUGGAUGCGAUUUCCGGGUUAACCAAGCUCACGUCUGGUGAGAUCCGGUUGAACUACGGAAGAAAUGGAGGCACUUUCGGUCUCUGUCCGCAGAAGAAUGUCCUAUGGGACUCUUUGACAGUCAAGGAGCAUGUCACCAUCUUCAAUAGAUUGAAAUCUGUGGGCAACCCCGAUGCUGAUAAUCAGAUAUCGAAGCUCAUCAAAGAUUGUGAUUUGGGGAGCAAAGUUAGCACUCGUUCGAAAACACUCUCUGGUGGCCAGAAAAGAAAGCUUCAGUUGGCCAUGAUGUUUACGGGCGGCUCUUCUAUCUGCUGCGUGGAUGAGGUAUCAUCCGGCGUUGACCCAAUCUCACGAAGGAAAAUCUGGGACAUUCUUCUGGCCGAGAGAGGCGCACGAACGAUCCUUUUGACCACGCAUUUCCUGGACGAAGCCGAAUUAUUGGCAGAUCAUAUUGCAAUACUUUCACGGGGAGUCCUCAAGGUCGAAGGAUCAAGCGCCGGACUCAAACAUCAGUUUGGGUCAGGGUACCGGAUCUACGUGCAGAGGAAUCCUGGCUCUGGCGACUUCAGUGUCCCAAUGUUUAAACAUAUCCCUAGGGAGAUCCAUUUCGACGAGACUGUUUAUAAAGCUAAGAAUUCCGCCGACACUACGAGGUUUGUCACGAUCUUAGAACAGGAGGGUAUCACAGACUACCGUGUCUGCGGGCCUUCAAUUGAAGAUGUGUUUUUGAAAGUUGCAGAAGAGCUGGAGCUUGACAAUCAGGAGCCUGGCGGAUCCGAUGGAGGGAAUACCAUCGCCAUGGACGAGCGGCUGCCAAAGUUUGAUGGAGAGAAAAGCUUCCCUGUUGACGAUGUCACGUCUCAUGCACCUCGACUUAUGAGAGGCAGACGCGUUGGAGUGGUGCGUCAAGCCCUGAUUUUGUUCGGUAAAAGAGCAACCAUAUUGCGUCGCAAUGCUCUUCUUUGUCUUGCGCCCUUUCUCAUUCCCGUCAUCGCGGCGGGUUUGGUUACCCUUUUUCUUCCUGGUGUCAGCAGAACUGGAUGCUCUGUAGAUCAAACCUCCACCUAUAAUGCUGCCGAAUCCCUGGAACGCCAUGAAAAGCUCGAUUUUGUGCUGGGACCGUCAAGAAAAGUGCAAUCUGCAACUCUGAACCGCGUCGUUAGCGUUAUUCAAUCUGAUUUUCCGAGCAGCUUGAAUAGCUCAAACAGUUCAAACGACACGAGGGAUAAUAGAAGUUUACAUAUGGUGGAUAGCUUCGAGGAGUUUAGGAGCUAUAUCGAUCACAAUUUUGCCAAUGUGAUUCCAGGAGGUGUCUAUCUCGGCGAUUCAUCAUCGCCACCGACUUUCGCAUGGAAUGGCGAUAGGGGCAGUCUGGUACUUCCAGCCAUCACGCAAAAUGUCCUUGAUAUGUUCUUGACAAAUGUGUCAAUUGGCUUUCAAUACCAACCGUUCGACAUCCCGCGCAUGCCAAACGCCAGCAAGAUUCUCCAACUCAUCACCUACCUCAAUCUUGCAAUGGCAGUUUACCCAGCUUUCUUUGCCCUGUAUCCUACUGUUGAGAGGUUGAGAAAUGUUCGAGCUCUUCACUAUAGCAGCGGAGUGAGAAGCCUGGCACUAUGGAUAGCGUAUCUCGGAUUCGACUUUUGCAUAGUUGCCAUCACCAGUGCUUUUGCGGUUAUCAUCUUCAGAGCCGUCUCGAGUAUUUGGUAUCAUCCAGAGUACCUCUUCGUGGUUUUCUUCCUGUACGGGAUAUGCUCCACGCUAUUAUCGUAUAUUGUUUCUCACUUUGCGAGAUCCCAACUUGCCGCAUUCGCCCUUGCAGCGGGCGGACAAUGUGUUAUGUACCUCGUCUACUUAAUCGUUUAUGUAGCCGCGUUGGUAUACUCGCCUGUCGACAAGAUUGACCGCUAUGUCAACGUUGCUUAUUUCACUGUCGCAAUAGUCAGUCCUGUCGCCAGUCUGGCGCGGUCCAUGUUUGUGUCGUUGAACUUCUUCUCAAUUCUUUGUCGAGGUACAGAAACUGCCACGUACCCGGGCGAAAUCACCGUCUAUGGGGGCCCCAUUCUCUAUCUGACCCUUCAAUCGUUACUGUUCUUGGGAGUGCUUGUAUGGCUGGAUGCUGGACUUUCAUUCUCCUGGCUCAGAUCAAGAAACAGAGAGAACAGAAUAACGGAAGAUGAGGAGUUUACUGGUGCAGAUGUUCCCAGUCGCUUCUCAAGAAUGAUCGAUAUGACAAACACAAGUGACGGACUCCGUGUCAUAAACCUAACAAAGACGUUUGGAAAGUCCGUUGCCAUCGAGGAUGUUUCGUUCAGCGUGUGCAAGGGUGAAGUGUUCGCUCUACUCGGUCCCAACGGAGCUGGGAAGACGACCACCCUUUCUCUUAUCCGCGGUGACAUGCAUCCAUCUCGACAUGGAGGUGAAAUAUUUGUAGAAAAUAUAUCGGUGCGAAAACAUCGGGGAACAGCCAGAUUGCAUCUAGGAGUAUGUCCGCAAUUUGACGCGAUCGACCAGAUGACGGUGCUGGAGCAUUUGAGAUUCUACGCCCGUAUCCGCGGAGUGCCAGAUGUAGAGCACAAUGUCCACGAAAUCCUGCGAGCUGUGGGAUUGACAGCGUUCAAGGAGCGCAUGGCGAUGAAGCUAUCCGGGGGCAACAAACGCAAGCUGUCCCUUGGCAUUGCAUUGAUGGGUAAUCCGACGGUUCUCUUGCUGGACGAACCGUCAUCGGGGAUGGACGCUGCCGCGAAGCGUGUGAUGUGGAAGACACUCGGCUCUAUCGUGCCCGGUCGAUCGAUCGUACUCACGACGCAUUCCAUGGAGGAGGCAGAUGCAUUAGCAGGCCGCGCGGGUAUCCUGGCCAGACGAAUGCUCGCACUGGGAACCACAGAAUACCUUCGACAGAAAUACGGAAACAUGUAUCAUGUCCACCUGGUCCAUGCCCAGGCACCGCACACCCCCGACGAAGACAUGCACCGUCUCCGCAACUGGGUCUGGUCAACCUUCCCCGGCGCUAUGAUCCAGCAAAAGACAUACCACGGCCAAUUGCGAUUCAGCGUCCCUGCAACGUUGUCAGUGGAAGAAACAGCAGCAACAACAACAACGGAAGACACGGCCUCGUCCUGGACCUUCGUCGAUGAAACUCAGUCCAGCAUGGCACGAGACGGAUCGUCUUCCUGCUCUACCACCGCACGGUUGAAGAAUAGUAACAGUACUAGCAGUGCCAGCAUGCUCUUCUCCUGUCUAGAGCAGAAUAAGUCCGUGCUAGGCGUGCAGUAUUACUCCAUCAGCCAGACAUCGUUGGAUCAGGUAUUUCUUACCAUUGUCGGACAGCAUGAUAUUGCGGAGGAAAAUUCCGAGUAAUCUGUAUGAUUCUGGCGGGCAAAAGUACGCUGUAAAUUGCUGUUUUAACCGGAGAAAUGGAGUUGUGGGCAAGUUGUAACCCCUCACUUUCAUUCAUUUUCUUAUAGUGCAUUGUAGUGGAUAUAUUGAUU
Messenger RNA from Monascus purpureus, 5030 nucleotides. NCBI's taxonomy places the organism in Eukaryota, Fungi, Ascomycota, Eurotiomycetes, Eurotiales, Aspergillaceae. The record is from the annotation of a GenBank genome assembly.